AUGGAGGGCAUUCCAGAUGAUUUCAACCCAUACACUAGAGCAGCUUCAAAUGUAGUUGUAGGAGGUAUUGUUGGUGCAGUCGGCGCCUUCAACAUCACCUACCCAGAGUCACCAUUCGUCACACCAGCCACAGUGAACGAGUACUAUCGCGCAACAAACCGCACCUUUGCUAGAUGUAUAAUGGCUGGUUCACUGCUUGGUCUUGCAUUCUCUGCUGGAAAGUACAGUCUACAGGGUAUUCGUCAAAAGGAUGACUUUUACAACACUGUUGCUGGUUCACUCACUGCUGCUGCCGCCAUCGGUGUCUAUCACUCUAAUAUGAGAUUGACAAUUGGCGCUGCACUUUUGUUUGCACCAGUUGCCAUUGGAUUGAAGAUUGCCGAUACAGAGGUCAAUGUGGCAUCAGAGAUGUUUGCCACCAGGACACAAUCGAAACAGAGAACCAACUUGAUCCUCUCCAACAAGAUCAGGGAGAUUGACGAGAACAACGCCAAGUUGGAUUCUGUACUAUAA
Messenger RNA from Acytostelium subglobosum LB1, 513 nucleotides. RefSeq lists its product as hypothetical. The coding region runs from base 1 to 513 and encodes 170 amino acids. Gene Ontology annotation, biological process: mitochondrial respiratory chain complex I assembly. The record is from RefSeq and is a predicted model, not a curated record. Lineage: Eukaryota; Evosea; Eumycetozoa; Acytosteliales; Acytosteliaceae. The transcript has 2 exons.